Molecule: messenger RNA, 516 nt
Organism: Trichomonas vaginalis G3
Lineage: Eukaryota; Parabasalia; Trichomonadida; Trichomonadidae
Product: guanylate cyclase protein
Exons: 1
Coding region: 1-516 (171 amino acids)
Source: RefSeq, a predicted model, not a curated record
AUGACUGAGCAUGAAGCUUCCAAAUCAAAUGGCAGCGGAGAAGGAGCUUCAUACUCAAGAAAAGCCAGGACAUUUGUACAAAAAACAAAACUUGUUGAUAAAGUUUUCCCGCUUUUUGAUCAAAUGAUAAAAAUUGUACAUUUUCCGAAAUGGAUUACGGUUAUUAUCUCCAUUUUUGUUGAAUUGCAAGUAUUAUCAGUUGCAUUAUGGAUUUACACACCAAUUUAUUCGCGAACAAGUGGAGGUUUUACUAAAUAUUAUGAAAUUUUGAACUACAUUUUUUCUUUUCAAAAUCCUCUUGAUCAAUCACGAACAGAUGGUAUCCACUUAAUUAUUUCAGCAUGCUUAGCUGUAGCUACACUCGUAAUAAUUUUUUCAUUGACCAUUUACGCAAGUUAUUUCUACCAAAUCGCACCCGUGUAUCUCUACAUCAGUGCAAUAAUUCUUGAUAUCAUUGAUCCAAUUUUUAUCAUACCAUCCGCCAAGUGCGAGUUCAACGAAUUGGUAAAGAUAUAA